AUGCAAACAAAUACGCGAACUUGCACGCGAUAUUUUAACAGGCCGGUGAUUAUUGUUCCCUCUGACAAUAUUCGGUUGUGUAGAAAACCAUUGGAUGGUACAACGACCACCGGAAGUUCUUAUAUUUAUCAUGGAGGUUACAGACCAGUUUUUAAUUUUAAACCAAAAUCAAAUUACGUACGUAGUCAAGCUGUAUCGGCUAGUGAGACCACACAUAAGCUAAGUUACCAGCCAUUCCCGAUAGAGAAACGAGAAAAAUUACCUUGGGCUCAGAAAAAAAUUUACAGACCGCCGAAAACAGGUUUGGACACAUUUACUACGUACUCACAGAGUUAUAUUCCGAUUUAUGGGGUACAUAAAGAAAAGCCGAUUAAACCUCUUCAGAAUACAGAAUGGCUUGGGAGAAAAUAUAAUUUCAAUGGCAUGAGUUCUUACAACGAAGCUUUUAUUCCAUUACCAAUUGAACACGUAGUGCCCCAGAUUCCUAGCGGGAAUAUUAUUUUAUCGAAUGAUCUAAUGGAGUCUGAAACGACGAGUAAAUUGAGCUAUCAAAAAUUCAAUGUCCAAAAAAGGCUGCCAAUAAAACCUCGGGCUAAAAAUACUAGAUACGAAGGUCCGAUGCAAACAUUGACGACUAAUAGAAUUGAUUAUCAAUUUAAAGUUACUUCGAGACCGGAAAUUAAAAUUCCAAGAGACAAUAUUCGUAAUUCAGAUGAGCCAAUUGAAGGAUUAACAACAUCAGCAAAUUCUUAUUUAUAUAAUGGUCCAAUUAAUUUAAGACAGAGUUUCAAACCGAUUAAAAAUUAUCAAAAAUUCGAUAUAUCGAAAAUGGAAAAAUAUAUAUUAUUUUUUUCAAUUAUUCUUUUUCUUUCAAUUAGACCAGUAGGUAAAUUUGAUGACAUCACAAUCAAUAAGUUAUCAUACCGGCCAUGGGAUCCAGUAAUUAAAGAAAAUUAUCCAUGGGCACAAAAACCAAAGUACAAAAAACCAACGCGACCCAUCGAUGAUAAUUCGAUCUACAAAAUAAGUUUCAUUCCUCCUGAAUACUAUUGUUACCAACAAUGCGAGGGUUCUUCAUGUCCAAGGCUUCCAACUAAUUCACAAAAUGUCAUGUGUCUAAAUUAAUAAAGUACUCGUUUUUUUUUUAGUUUUCAUAAGCUUAAAAUUUAUUAAAUUGCACUUCGAAAUUGUGCAUACAAUUUAAACAUUAAAAAUAAAAUUAAUAAUUAAUUAUUAUUAUUAAAAUAUAAAUUUAUGGCCGUGUCCAAAAAAAUUAUUUUUAUAUAAAAUAUUUAUUAUUUAUGCACUGGACAUUUAUAGUUUUGUUAAACAGGCCGUUUUACCAGAGAUCAAUAUUUAAUAUAUUUUUAAAUAUAUUAUAAUAAUUAUAAAUUUUGUUAUUAUUUAACAAUAAUCUUAAACUAAAAAAAAAUAUUAUCUUAUAUAGUUUAGACUCUUUUCAAAGGCCAGCAAUCUUAAAAUAAAAAUACAUUUAAAAAUAGCUAAUAAUCAUAAACUUUAACUUGCACCCUCCUGAAGGCUUGUUCACUUUUUGUAAACAUGUGAGGAAAAAAAUUUAUUUUGACCGUGUAGUUUAAUACAGAAUUAAAAGUGCUUUUCAAUGAGUACCCACAAGCCAGACUUAUUUUACAUAAUUACAGACAUAUAUAUUUUUAUAUAAAUAUAAAUUAUAUAUUUAAAUCUUUUAACUCUUUAGCUCUUGAGCUUGAAACCCGACUUCUUGUUUACACGGACCGCUAUGAAAUUGAAAUGAGCCAUUAGUAGUAGCAGCAGGAGGGUAUUAGAAAAAAAAGUAUUUCAUUUUUUAAAAUUCAAAUUUGCCGCAUAAACAUUCCUACAGUACUAGUACUGCACACAAAGUAGAGUUAGAAUGAGUGGAAAGAGAAACACUAAUAAUCUCACAUUACACGCAUACUAAUCAAAACUCCCAAAUGCUAUAGGGUGAAACUAUAAAAAAUUAGGACCUGUUGGUACUCAAUUGAAAGAGCUUUUAAUUUUUUAUUUAAUUACGCCCAAUAAUUUUUUUUUUUUUUACUUUUUCUUACCACACUUUGAUAGAGGAUCAAAUUCCCUUUCAAAUGAGUACCACCAACGUAUAUUUAUUUUCAGCAAUUACAAAAACAUAUAUAUGGACAUAAGUACAUAUAUAUGUAUCUUAUAAAUAAAUAAAAAUAAAUAUGGAUUAUUGGUACUCAUUUUAAAUGAAAUUUAAUUCUCUCAACAACUGCAAAAUCAAAUUUUAAAAAAUUUUCAUCCUCACAAGCUUUAAUGAGUCAAAAAGUAAUUAAUGAUACUUUUAGUGUACCUAUUUAUCACAAAUAGUUACGAUAGAUUUUUUAAUAACGAGUUUCUUUUAACCUAAGGCACAUGAUUGUCAAUUAAAUCAUAUUUAAAAAAAAAAUUUUUUUUUUUACUCUAAAAAAAAUUACAAUACACAUUAAAUAUUAAUAGUAAUAGAUAUAAUUUAUCUACAACUUUGGGACUAUAAUAAACAUAAAAAAAUCCUUCGAAAAUUUUCUCUUCCAUUAAUUUUUUUUUUUUCGGCUGUGUCAUUAUUGUAUAAAAUUUGGCUAAUUAACAAUUAAUCAAAAUAAUGAUAAACAAAAUACAACAUAUAAUUCCUUAUAGUUCUUUUUUUGAAAUCGAUAAAAAUUCAAAUUUUUCUACUCAAAAAGUUAUUUUCAAAGUUUUUUUUUUGAUAGAUCGAUUAAUUUCUCAAAAUGAUUGAAAAAUUAUUUCAAAAAAUAUCAAUUCAAACGGAAGUUAUUGUAAUUUUAAAAAUGAAAAAAUAAAACGCAAUAAAACGCAAAAAAAUUCGAUCGUUACUAAAAUAAAAAUAUCGGAAAUUGAGUUUUUCAAAAUAUUCUUUCUUCUGAUUCCUUCUAAAAAAUUCAAAUAAAAAUUUAAAAAAUUAUAUUUCGAAAAAAGUCAUUGGAAAAUAUUUUUCACUCAAAAUAGUUUAAAUUAAUUUUUGAAAAUAUUUUUGAGGCAAACAUAUUUUUCGAAAUUUUCUAACUCGAGAUUUCAAUUUGCAUGUUAGUUUAGAAAAAAAAAAACAAUUUCUAAUAAAAAAACUUCCACGAAAAAUUUCAAGUGUCCAUAUCAAAAUAGUGAUAAAUCUUUCAAAAAUUAAAAUUUUUUGAUAAAUUUUUUCUUAUAUACAAUCUGUAGAAUCAGUGCAACCUAUCGAGAUAAAAUAAAUUUUAAUAACUAUUUUUCCAGCGGGAACUCAAUUACCAGUUAAUUUUUUUUUCAUAUUUUGGUUGUGUAAAAUAUAUACACAUAAGUAUAUAUAUAUAUAUAUAUAUAUAUAUAUAUAUAUUGAUGGAAAAUAAAAGUUUAGCAGUAGCCUUAUAAUAAAAAUA
Molecule: messenger RNA, 3386 nt
Organism: Microplitis demolitor
Lineage: Eukaryota; Metazoa; Arthropoda; Insecta; Hymenoptera; Braconidae
Product: stabilizer of axonemal microtubules 2
Exons: 4
Coding region: 1-1125 (374 amino acids)
Molecular function (GO): microtubule binding
Source: RefSeq, a predicted model, not a curated record